Pecten maximus is the source of this 1675-nucleotide messenger RNA. RefSeq names its product N6-adenosine-methyltransferase non-catalytic subunit-like. Gene Ontology annotation, molecular function: mRNA binding. The transcript is spliced from 10 exons. The record is from RefSeq and is a predicted model, not a curated record. Lineage: Eukaryota; Metazoa; Mollusca; Bivalvia; Pectinida; Pectinidae. Bases 150 to 1541 code for a protein of 463 amino acids. Gene Ontology annotation, cellular component: RNA N6-methyladenosine methyltransferase complex; nucleus.
CUGUUAAAUAAAAUCUAAUAAGGAUUUAUAAUCUGCGCACAAGCUCGUCGAUAUUUUGUAUCAAUAUCCUAACCUGAAUAAUUCAUCCCACAGAGCCUUGAUCGUGACUGAAAAGGGUGGCAUCUUUUGCGUUAACAGAAAAUCUCAACAUGGGGGACCGGCUGAAACAGUUGAAGGAGCGAUCUCUGAAAAGAAAGCAGGUUUUGGCGCAAGCGUUUGGAGUUGGAAGUCCAGAUGGUCUGAAAACAGCUUUGAGAAGUAAAGAAGACAUUGAAGAUGAGAAGAAAGCUACAAUCCCUAGUGAAACUGAAAAAAGUGCAGAGAACCAGAAAGUGAUGAAGCUAUCAGAAGAACAACCACAGCCAGAUGAACAAACAGACAAAUCCAAGAAUGAUGCGGAACCAGACGAGGAAGAUGAGUUUUAUACAGACUCCAGUACAUUCCUGAAGGGCACACAAAGUGCAAAUCCCCACAAUGACUAUUGUCAGCACUUUGUGGACACUGGGGAAAGACCACAGAAUAAGAUAAGAGAUGUUGGACUUGCAAACAGAUUCGAGGAAUAUCCAAAACUGAGAGAGCUAAUUCGCUUGAAGGAUGAAUUGAUCUCUACAACAAAUACACCUCCCAUGUACCUGCAGUGUGACCUUGAUCAUUUUGACCUUAGCAGUCUUGGCUGUAAGUUUGAUGUGAUACUAGUGGAGCCACCCCUUGAAGAGUACCAGAGAUCCAACGGGGCUGUGUACGACAGGUUCUGGAGCUGGGACGAGAUUGAGAGACUAGACGUCCCAGCUGUUGCAUCACAGAGGUCUUUUGUUUGGAUUUGGUGUGGGAAUGCUGAUGGACUAGAACGAGGCAGACUUUGUCUGAAGAGGUGGGGAUAUCGUCGCUGUGAGGAUAUUUGUUGGAUAAAAACAAACCUCAAGAACCCAUCAAAGAGUAAAAGCCUGGAACCAAAUUCUAUUCUUCAGAGAACAAAGGAACACUGUCUAAUGGGAAUCAAGGGAACUGUCAAACGCAGCACUGACGGUGAUUUCAUACAUGCAAAUGUGGACAUUGACUUGAUCAUUGAUGAAGAACAAGAGUAUGGCAGCAAGGAGAAAUCUGUAGAAAUAUUCCACAUCAUUGAACAUUUCUGUCUCGGACGACGUAGACUGCAUUUAUUUGGUCGUGAUAGUACCAUCAGACCAGGAUGGCUCUCCUUAGGGUCAGAAAUUACAAGCAGUAACUUUGAUCCCGAGGUCUACUCAAAUUUUUUCGAACAGGAGCCAAAUGGACACGUUAUGAAGUGUACAGAGGAAAUUGAAAGACUUCGACCAAAAUCCCCAACACCAAAGAAUAAGCAACAAUUCUCAGACAGAGGUGGCCGUGGAGGCUACCAAAGGGGGGCACAAGGUCGUGGUGGGCAGGGUGGCAGGGGCUCUAAUCUUGGGGCAAAAGGAGGACCCAUGGGACGUGGUUCAAGUGCAGGAAGGCAGUUUUCUCGGUCUGGGUUUGGGGGUCGUGGACGCUCAAGGGGUUUUAAACCAAGAGGUCCCAGAUAGAAAAAGAUACCCACAAGAGCAAACCAUUUGUCAUAUGAUUGUAUGUUAAUAAUGUUUGGUGUAAAUGUUGAAAUUCUUAAUCGUAUACAAAUCAAACUUCUCAUCAUUUGAAUAAAUCACUAUUAUAUAAUUAA